AUGAACUCUUCUUAUAUUGAAAUUAAUAAUUUAGAAAGUCAACUUACAGUACAUUUAAGUGGUAAUAAGACAACUUUAGAUGUUAAUAGAAACAUUAAGAUUAUAUUUAAAGAAACAGAUCAAACACUUUUCUCAUUUACCGCUACACCCAAUGAUAACUGUCAAAUUUCAUUCGAAUACAUCGAAAAUGACUUUACAAUAAAUUUAGAAAAUUUAGAUCCUAAAAAUUUUAGUGUGGCAGAAGGCAUUUUAACGAUUACUUUUUUGUAUACAAAAAAUACUAAAAUAAUUUUUUGUAACAGUAGAACUUAUAAAAAUAGACUUUUAGUUGGUGCUAAUUCACAUAAUUUAGUUCUAAAUCGUCAUAUGACAGAUGAUACUACUGUUUUGUCUGACCUUGUAGAGGCAGAUGGUACUGUUGACUAUAAAUUUUUAACUAAUUCAGAUUCUUUAUUCGUAUUGGAUAAUAAAUAUAGACUACAAAUUAUUGAACCUAACAAAUUUACAAAAGAGUUCAGAGCAGAUACCGUUACAUUACUCAUUAAACCAGAUAGAAAGAGUAAAUAUGAAAAUCUUUUUUAUUUCUGGAUUGGUGUUAUCAUUUUACUACUUUUCUUCCUUCUUUUUGUUAUUCCUUCAUUCUGGCUUUUAACUAAGGUUGUUAUAUGGUGCUUGAUAAUUGUAACUGUUGCAUUUGCCUUGAAAGUGGUUGUAGAAAUUUUUAAAUAA
Molecule: messenger RNA, 729 nt
Organism: Vairimorpha ceranae
Lineage: Eukaryota; Fungi; Microsporidia; Nosematidae
Exons: 1
Coding region: 1-729 (242 amino acids)
Source: RefSeq, a predicted model, not a curated record